Molecule: messenger RNA, 1741 nt
Organism: Odocoileus virginianus texanus
Lineage: Eukaryota; Metazoa; Chordata; Mammalia; Artiodactyla; Cervidae
Source: RefSeq, a predicted model, not a curated record
UGUAGGAAAUUGACAUCUUCCAAUAACAGACCUCGAGAGGACAGCUGGUUAAAAUCCUUGUUUGUCCGGAAAGUUGACCCAAGGAAAGAUGCUCACUCUAACCUCCUAGCCAAAAAGGAAACCAGCAGUCUGUACAAAUUACAGUUCAAGAGGUGUUGCCAAAGAUUCAUGAAGAUAAACAUUACCCUUGUACUUUGGUGGGGACUUGGAACACGUGGUAUGGCGAGCAGGAUCAAGCUGGAAUUUUCAGAAUUCCGUAAGGCAAGAAGCAACAUGCUUCUCUCGAGAAAGAAUCAGCUGCUGUUGGAGUUCAGUUUCUGGAAUGAACCCAUCCCACGGUCAGGACCGAACAUAUACGAACUCAGAUCCUACCAGCUCCGACCAGGAACUAUGAUUGAAUGGGGCAAUUACUGGGCUCGCGCCAUUCGCUUCAGACAGGAUGGUAAUGAAGCGGUUGGAGGGUUCUUCUCCCAGAUUGGGCAGCUCUAUAUGGUGCACCAUCUUUGGGCUUACAAGGAUCUUCAGACCAGGGAAGAUAUACGGAAUGCAGCAUGGCAUAAACAUGGCUGGGAAGAACUAGUAUAUUAUACAGUCCCACUUAUUCAGGAAAUGGAAUCCAGAAUCAUGAUCCCACAGAAGACCUCGCCCCUCCAGUGAAGCGACAGACUGGAGAUGUGCCUACAGAAGUUUAGGUGACAUGUGCUUGUCAUCAGUCAACUUGAACUGUGUUACAGUGAGAGAGAAACACUGAAGUGUCAACUGCUGUAUAUAGCUUGUAAAAGACCUCUUUUCUUUAAAAUUUAUGCAAUCACAGGACAGGAAACUGUUACAGUUCAGCUGAUUGUAAAAGUGCGCUGUAGUCCUCUGAAAUAUCCCUAGGUUUGUCGAAUGUACCGUAUAAUAUUAACACCAAGCCACCUCUCCCCACCCCCCCCCCCCCAGGAAAAGAGAGCCCAGUUGAAAAUUGGAGUCAUCUCCAAGUAAGAAUCUAACCAUGGGGAAAAAAAGUUAGCCAUUUCUUUAUAAAGAGCAAAUCUGUUUUAUAAUUACAGAUUUUUUAGACAGAUUUCUUGUAUCAGGAAGAAAUAUAAAUUUCAUCAUGUUUCUGUAGCAUUUUUUUCUGAGUUUCAGACUAACAAAUUAUAAGUGUACUCAAUACCUGGAAAUGUUUUGCUUCAUUCUCAUUUUUAAUGUCAGCAUAGUAAACUGUCAUUACUGAGGGGGAAGUGGUUGAUCAGUAAUUCAGUCUCCACUUUAUAUAUUGUGAUGUCUUUAUACACGAGGAAAAGAUGGCUUGAACCUGUGUAUCAUAUGUGACUUUGAAAUGAACACCUUGAAUAGCACUAAUUUUUAUUUGUAAUAUUUUUCUACAACAAAACGAGUAGCACUAGGAAAAGAGGUUUUAUUUUGUAAACAGUCAUCUGUGACCUGCAUUUUAGUAAGCUCACAGCAGAUUCUUCCAAGAUCAUGAAUGGGGGGAGGGAGGUGUGCAUGUUGAGAUUUAAAUUGACAUAAAACUGCAUACUUUGUCUAGCUCUGAUUUCGUUUUUUAAUAGUGCCAAUUUUGUGACUGUAAUCAUGUGAAAGUCCUGUUGAAAUGAAAAAUUAUGUCUGACCCCCAGAUCAAAGAAUUUAUGUUAAAGUGUGAAUAAAUCUCAUAUCAAAUGUCAAGCUUUUACAUGUGAAUGGUUUUCUCCAAGAACAUAUAAAAAUUAAUAAAAAUCCUCUUAAUUUUAACAUA